Molecule: messenger RNA, 2020 nt
Organism: Pelobates fuscus (common spadefoot toad)
Lineage: Eukaryota; Metazoa; Chordata; Amphibia; Anura; Pelobatidae
Gene: SPRY4
Product: sprouty RTK signaling antagonist 4
Exons: 2
Coding region: 117-1010 (297 amino acids)
Biological process (GO): animal organ development; negative regulation of Ras protein signal transduction; negative regulation of MAP kinase activity
Cellular component (GO): membrane; cytosol
Source: RefSeq, a predicted model, not a curated record
UCUAUGCAUACAGCCAGUGAUUUGCUGGGAUUUUUGGAUUAUUAAGAAAUGAGCUUUGCUGCUUUCUUACAGAGAUUUUAGAAGCAAAUUAUCCAAGAUUGGUGCAGAGUGGAUCAAUGGAUUCCAGAAUUCCCCAUAGCAUCACGGUGGUGCCCAGUGCAGUUAUGGUACAACCCCUUCUAGACGGCCGCGUCCCUUAUGGAAGGUUGCAGCACCCAUUGACUAUCUUGCCUAUUGACCAGAUGAAGACCACCCAUCUUGAAAAUGACUAUAUUGAUAACCCAACUCUUAAUCAGCUGACGAAUCAGAAGAUCAGCAGAGGACUCCAUGAACCUAUGCUCAUCAAUCAGCACCUACAAAGGUGUGAAGCUGACAAUACACACCCUUGGAUAUCGUUCAGUGGACGACCAAGUUCCAUAAGCAGCAGCAGUAGCACAUCCUCCGAUCAGAGGCUCUUGGAUCACAUGGCCCCACCACCAGUUGUGGAUCAGUCCCCACCUCGGGCAGUGAGGAUACAGCCUAAAGUGAUUAACUGUAAGCCUCAGGAUGUCAAGGGACAGAUCGCUCAGGAACUUGACAAACAUUUCUUACUCUGUGAGGCUUGUGGUAAAUGUAAAUGCAAGGAUUGUACUACCCCUCGGACCUUGCCUUCAUGUUGGGUUUGCAACCAGGAGUACCUGUGUUCUGCACAAAAUCUUGUCAACUAUUCCACCUGCAUGUGUCUCGUCAAAGGGGUCUUCUACCACUGCACAAAUGAAGAUGAUGAGGGCUCCUGUGCAGAUCAUCCAUGCUCUUGCUCCCAAUCAAAUUGCUGUGCACGCUGGUCUUUCAUGGGAGCCAUGUCCUUGGUCCUUCCUUGCUUACUUUGCUAUCUUCCAGCCACAGGUUGUGUUAAGCUCUCCCAGAAAUGCUAUGACCAAGCAAGCCGGCCUGGUUGUCGGUGUAAAAACACAAACAGUGUCAUCUGCAAAGCACCAGAUGCAGUGGGCAGACAAGAAAAGCCAUUUUGAUUAAUGUACUGUGUAAUCGUACUUUAUGAACUAUGCUAUAAGAAUGCACCGCUCAUGAUGAGAAAGGAGAGGAAAAAAAAACCCACAGUAGGCAGGAUGUCACCUGAGGCUUUAAACUAGCAUUUCCUGAGGGUAUUUGGCAACAAUUUACUAUUCUAGAGACAAAAAGCAGGAAAUGCAUUUGUGUAGUGUUGCUGUGAACCAUCUUCAAAUCCUGUGUUAAAGAUGUGCGUGCUAACUAAUGAACAGAGACAUCGCUAGACAGCCAUAGGAAUUUUCCUGACACUACCGUUGGUAUUGUAACUACAUCUGCCACUGGUAGCAAUUUGGUUAAAGAGACAGCCGUGUUUUUGUUAUUCUUCACUUAGCGUGGAAGAGUGCCAACUCUCGUUCUUCCGAACAUAGCAGUGUCUUUGUUUUUAAACUGAAGGUUCACAGCUCAUUAACAACAUUGUUACUGUUUUAUUGUUCUAUCAAGAAUUUUUUUUGGGUUGUCCUUUAUUUUUUUUUUAUUCAUCUUAAAAACUUUAUUUGGUUUUCAGCUGGUGAUGGUUAAGGUUAGGGUUUCAGUCAACCUUUUGUGACGUGGUAAAAGUAGGGUUUCAAUCACCACUGGUAAGAGGAAAGUGUCUUGCAUCCCUUUCCGUUUGCUAUUCUAGUGGUAUACAACUCCAAGCCUUGAUGGCAGCUCACAGGCCUAGAUUUUUUUGAUAUCUCUAUAUUAAGGCAAGUUAGCCACUUUACAUUUAUGUAACUCAUAUGUGUUUUUUUUAGAAAGUACAUAUAGGUCUAUGUGUGGCUCUCGAAGCAUGGAGUUGAGAACUUCUGUGGUGUAUGUUCAUAUCCAUCCACUGUCCACUUUCUUAUCCAAAUCGAGCCCUCUAUUUUUUUCAGAACUCUAUAGUAAUGAAGACUUAGUAAUGCUUUCUUGAAUUCUAAGCGCCUUACCUAUUGAAUAAUUGAUAAUUUAUUAUCAUUUCCAGCUCUGAUUACCAGCCUAUUUAAACAGG